AUGAUGAUCCCUGCACGAGUGGCCGUCUUCUUCCUUCUCGCGUGCGCUCUCCUGUAUUCAGCACCAACAAAUGCAAAAGAAAAAAACGCAGUAAAAAAAGAAGGAAACUUUUUUCAAAAGUUAAGGAACAAAUUAAUAAACUACAUAGCAAAGAAGAAAAAGUUUGACUCGAACGGAUGGGUAGAUUUGUCCCUACUGCAGGAGCAGGAUGAGAACUUCGAACCCAUCGACCUACGUAUCCAGGAUGAUAAGGUUAUUUGUAACGCGAAUAACCAAAUUAUGGAAGUAACUGUAGUCAAUCAGAAGUUGCUAAAACAUACGGUCGAUGCGUCUUAUCACGAGCUAAUAGUGCACAGUAAAAACACACCUCCCGAUGGGACGGUACAUUCCGUAAUCCCUUUAAUGAAAAUGAAGACGAAGCAAAACCAGGGGGGGAAAAAUGCACCUGCAAAACAAUCAUGGUUGUCCCCUGUGUAUGCAUUUCCCCCCAAUUUUGAGGGUUAUAUUGUAUGCACAAAGAAAGACACAAAUGCUUUGUUCGUGCCAAAGACAGUGAAACCGGUUCAGUUUGUAAGCGGCCCAUGGAAAGUACGCGUAAGCAUAAACUUCUACAAAUGUCCCCUCUCCAAUUUUGGCAGAAUAUUCCAAGUAACCAUAAUCGACCAAAUAAAUAUUUUACUGAACAAUGAGAAAUCCUUCAUCUGGCCGAUCCCUCUAAAAUCCUUUUUCGAAGUGUAUGAUUUCCAUUUAGCUGUUAGAGAAUGUAAGAAAGGAAACUUUUGCGAACUGGAGAAGACAGCAAAUGGGAAUGGAAACAAUGGAACCCUUAUAUUGAAUUGCCCUAGUUGGGGGAAGACACACAAUCUUACCGUAGCUAAUGCAUUGCUCCUUUCAGCCUACGUUGGCAUGGCUGUCGCCCAUGGUUUGUCCUACCCCAUUGUGCAUAAAUCUCCAGAAGAUUACCUAAAUAGCAGGUACAGUAAAGUUUCAAUUAGCACACCAAGGAUCCACAAACGUGUCAUAAAGUCCUACCUUAUGGAUGAGCGAGCAGAUGAAGAUCGAAAAAGUUCCCUAAAGAAGCUCAGUCUCAUCACCAACUUACUCUUCCUAGGAGGAGCAGGAAUUGCCAACGCUGCCUAUGGUAUUAAAACCCUCGUAGAUGUAGUCAAAAAUUUGAACACCAUAAAUGAGGAGUUUGAAAAUGGAUUGCCUUUCUACCCAUGGGAGUUGCGUUACCCCCAGAGCUACCUAGGCUCACAGGGGGGGGGAAUGCCUAAAGUGGAAUUCGCCAAAAAAACAGUAACCAGCGGGAAAAAAGUAGAACCGAAGGGAAAAGGAGCGAACAUGAAUCAAGUCGAAACGACAUACGAGAUGGAUUCGAGCCAGAUAAUCCAAACGGGAAACAAACAACCGAACGAGGAGGGAACCCAGCACAGCAACAAUGGGGAAAAUGACACCCAACCCAAGGAUUCCAAAACACCCCCCAACGAAAACGAACCCACCAACCUAAAAAUCUUCGAACAAAAUAUUGUGGAAAAUUAG
Messenger RNA from Plasmodium coatneyi, 1542 nucleotides. RefSeq lists its product as uncharacterized. NCBI's taxonomy places the organism in Eukaryota, Apicomplexa, Aconoidasida, Haemosporida, Plasmodiidae. Bases 1 to 1542 code for a protein of 513 amino acids. The record is from RefSeq and is a predicted model, not a curated record. The transcript has a single exon.